This is a messenger RNA of Candidozyma duobushaemuli, 2172 nucleotides long. RefSeq names its product condensin subunit (gene BRN1). The transcript has a single exon. Lineage: Eukaryota; Fungi; Ascomycota; Pichiomycetes; Serinales; Metschnikowiaceae. Gene Ontology annotation, cellular component: condensin complex. Gene Ontology annotation, molecular function: chromatin binding. The coding region runs from base 1 to 2172 and encodes 723 amino acids. Gene Ontology annotation, biological process: mitotic chromosome condensation. The record is from RefSeq and is a predicted model, not a curated record.
AUGGCCUCUGUGCUCCCGAAAAAGCGUGCCAUGCAGGGCUCGGGUGGCCGGCUGUCUGUGAAAUACGAUCUUAAUAGAAGAGUGGUAUCUGGACGUACCGUCUCUGGAGCCAGAUCUGUAUCUGGAAGCCGUCAUGUGAGCCGAGGAGACAUGUUCGUGGCGGCGGAGGACGACUCAUUUGCAGAAGAUGCCAUUGAUUUCCAUGAAAACAAAAACACCAUCAUGUCGAACUUCGAGGAGUGGAUCAAGCUCUCCACUGAUAACAAGAUCACUUCCAAGAACUCGUGGCAAUUUGCGCUUAUAGACUACUUUUACGACUUGAACGUGAUUAAAGACGGAGAUAAUAUCAACUUUCAGCGUGCCUCGGCUACUCUAGAUGGGUGUGUGAAGAUCUACUCCAGUCGAGUGGAGUCAGUCGCUCUGGAAACAGGAAAGUUGCUUUCUGGAUUGGCAAAGAAGAAGUCAGAUGAGGCCUUGGAAGAAGAGGAGGAAGAAGAAGAUAAUGGUGAGCAUGUGGACCCAGCUUCGUUGAGGAAAGAGAGGCGUGUGAACAGGGUAGUGGAGUCUACCUUGCUACUGGAGGAGGCUCUUCGUAUCAAGAAGCUCGACCAGGAAUUGGCCAUCGACCCGCUUUUCAAGAAGGCCCUUUCCGACUUCGAUGAAGGUGGUAUCAAGUCGCUUUUGCUCAAUACUCUUCGAAUAGAUGCUUCUAUGCGGGUCGUUUUUGACGCCACAACAAAUGCCCCUCGGGAAACAACUGAAGACUCAGAAGAAUACGAAGCCCCUCUGGAGGAUCUCGAGCUUCGUCUGGACGAAGUUGACGUGGAAAAGUUGAAAGCGCUUGUAUUGAAAGAUGAUGAUGAACUAGAAACGGCUACUGUGGUGCCCACCAUGCCAGAACUAGAAGCUGUUUUCAACGACAUCGGUAACGCCAAAAGUGUCCUUGGCGAUGUCAAUUCCAGACUUGGAAAAGACGACGAAGGUGCGGGCCAGGAUAAUGAGGAACCGGAGCAGCCUGCUUACGACGAUUUCGGCCUUGACGAUAAAGAUAUGCCUGAUAUGCCCGACAUGCCUGAAGAUGGUCAUUUCAUGGAUUUUGCAAACAUGGAUGCUGAGCUAGCGCAAGCGCCUGUUUCAGACGAUGAAGAAGUCCCAGUCGAGAGUGAGGUUGUCACCGGCCAUGUUCUAGAUCAAGAGUUGAUGUCUUACUUCGACAAAACCAUGAAAGAUACCUGGAGGGGUCCCGAGCAUUGGCGUGUGGCGGCAUUCAAGAAGCACAAAAACUUUGACACGCCUAACAGCAACAAAUCCCGUGCCACUACUCCACAACCCGAUACUGCGCAACCAAAACGUAAGAGAAAGGAGCAAAUCACCAUCGACUUUUUCAAAGAUGAAGACGAGGACUACAUCGAGGAUAUUUUCCAGCCUGCCAAGAAGGCAGCACCUAUACUACGAUCUCCAGAUUCCAUCGACACAACCAACUAUCACCUCCUACCGGACGACAUUCAGUUUAAUUCGAAGAAGUUGGUUACACUUUUCAUCAAGCCAGACAGAUCUAUAGUGACCUUCUCUAGAAGAGCUAAGCUGCUUAGGAAUGACACCGAUGUUCUUGAAAAGGCUGCAUACACUGAUCAAGCCUACUUCGCUGGCGAAUACCAGAAACAGGAACAAGAAAGGGAAGAAGAGGAGCGCCAGGAGAAACUUGCUGCGUCCUUUCAUCAAGCUGAGUUGGAAGACUACGAUAAUUACGGCGAUAUUGACUUCAAUGACGUACUUGGAGGUGCAGAUCUGGCUAACGCAGAGCUGAAGCCUGAAAGUCAGUUCGUUACCGAGGGUCGUAGAGCCCGUCCAGAGUAUGUCAAUUUUUCACGUGUGGCUAAAAGGGUCGAUAUCAAGCUCCUUAAGGACAAUCUUUGGAAGGCAAUUAAGCCCGAACCGGUUGAGGCGCCCGUUGCAGACAAUGAGACCCCCGAAAAGGAACAAACCCCGGUCAAGAUCGAGACGGACUUCACUGAGGUCGCUCAAAAGAUCGGCAAGAUGUACAAGCCGGAAGAGAAGAAGGAUCUUUCUACAAGUUUUUGUUUUAUUUGCAUUCUCCAUUUGGCCAACGAACACAAGCUUGAUUUGUCGUCCAAUGACAAUCACGAUGAUUUACGAAUCACAGGCUUCUAG